Messenger RNA from Cucurbita maxima (winter squash), 2200 nucleotides. Its product is annotated as phosphoribosylamine--glycine ligase-like. The transcript is spliced from 6 exons. Gene Ontology annotation, molecular function: phosphoribosylamine-glycine ligase activity; ATP binding; metal ion binding. The record is from RefSeq and is a predicted model, not a curated record. The coding region runs from base 394 to 1992 and encodes 532 amino acids. Gene Ontology annotation, biological process: purine nucleobase biosynthetic process. Lineage: Eukaryota; Viridiplantae; Streptophyta; Magnoliopsida; Cucurbitales; Cucurbitaceae.
CUCUCCUUUUUCUCACCCCUUUAUUUCUUGUUCCUUCCUUUCUCGCCGCAGCCAAUUCACCGGCCUAUUUUCCCGUCCAAACCUCGCCGCCUGAGAAUUUUCCGGCUCUUUGAAGGGGAAAAAAAUUCCUACGCUUACUAAGAAAUUCGAAGAAGCUCUGAACCAGCAGUGGCUCACUGUUUUCUCUUCGAUUUUCUUCUUCUUCUUCUUCAACAUUUCAUUCUCUGUUUCUACCUUGAAUCUUACGAAAAAGCUCCCUUUGCCAUCCACAGUUUCUUGUUUCUAAUUGCAACAAAAACCAGUGGACUAACCCACUGGAUUGUGAAAGAAAUCGAUUCUCCGAAGCACGAUUUUUUUUAGGGUCGAUUUUGAAAGAGAAAGUUAUUGAGAGAAAUGUCUUGCACCACUCUUAGUCUUGGAGGAGGAUCAUUCAAGUUUUGUAGCAUUGAUAGGGGCUGCCAGAUAAAGAAUCAUCUCCGAUUCUCUAAUGGGUUUGUGCGCAAUGGACGAUGCAAUUUAGUCUGUAACUCUGCAAUGUCUUUCUCCCCCCUUAGCUUCCAUUCUCUUCCACGUCAGGAUUUUCAAUUCCACCAUCGUUCACGUUUCUCCUCCCAUGUCAUCAACUGUUCUACUUUUAACUCAGAGGCGUCAAUCUCUUCUAAUAAGGCAAAUGACGAACGAGUUAUUGUAUUGGUGAUUGGUGGAGGAGGGAGAGAACAUGCGCUUUGCUAUGCACUGAAGCGCUCUCCUUCCUGUGAUGCUGUGUUCUGUGCACCAGGCAAUGCCGGGAUUUCGAGCUCGGGCGAUGCCACUUGUAUUCCUGACCUCCAUAUCGACGACAGUGCUGCUGUCAUUUCCUUUUGUCGAAAAUGGAAUGUAGGAUUGGUUGUUGUAGGCCCUGAGGCCCCUCUUGUUGCAGGGCUUGCAAAUGAUUUAGUGAAGGCUGGGAUUCCUACUUUUGGCCCCUCAUCUGAGGCUGCUGCUUUGGAAGGCUCCAAAAAUUUCAUGAAGCGUUUGUGUGAUAAAUAUGGAAUCCCCACUGCAAAGUAUCAAUCCUUUACAGACCCUUCUGCUGCAAAGCAAUAUAUUCAAGAACAAGGCGCCCCUAUAGUCAUCAAAGCAGAUGGAUUGGCUGCUGGAAAAGGAGUUGUUGUCGCUACGACAUUGGAGGAGCCUUAUGAAGCUGUUGAUGCAAUGCUUGUGAAGGGUGCUUUUGGUUCGGCCGGUGGUUGUGUCGUUGUGGAAGAAUACCUAGAAGGAGAAGAAGCUUCCUUUUUUGCUCUUGUAGAUGGAGAGAAUGCCAUACCCCUAGAAUCUGCCCAGGAUCAUAAAAGAGUAGGGGACGGUGACACGGGACCUAAUACAGGUGGUAUGGGUGCUUACUCCCCAGCUCCUAUCAUAACAAGGGAGCUUCAAAGGAUAGUCAUGGAGUCUAUAAUUCUACCUACGGUAAAAGGAAUGGCAGAAGAGGGUUGCAGGUUUGUUGGGGUUUUGUUUGCUGGCCUUAUGAUUGAGAAGAAGUCUGGCUUGCCAAAGUUGAUUGAAUACAACGUACGCUUUGGGGAUCCGGAGUGUCAGGUGCUGAUGGUUAGGUUGGAAUCAGACCUUGCAAAAGUUCUUCUUGCAACAUGUAGAGGAGAGCUAACUGGGGUUUCACUGAAUUGGUCCCCGGGGUCUUCGAUGGUGGUCGUGAUGGCGAGCAAGGGCUAUCCUGGGGCGUACGAGAAGGGAACUAUGAUUCAAAACCUCGAAGAAGCAGAGGUCGUUGCUCCAUCUGUUAAGAUAUUUCAUGCUGGCACUUCUUCCGACUCCGAAGGCAACUUCAUUGCUGUUGGCGGGCGUGUUCUUGGGGUUGCUGCAAAAGGCAAAAACAUCGAAGAGGCACGGGACAGAGCAUACCAAGCAGUCGAGGAAAUCCGUUGGUCGGGUGGGUUCUACAGGAAGGAUAUAGGGUGGAGAGCUCUAGAAAAGCAAUUUUCUUUGCAGGAAUAAUGCACAAGUUUGAGAAUUAAUAGGAACAUGUAUGAGUUCACGUCUUCAUGAAUAAGUUCUCACUUAUUUCUUCAGCUGUUGGGGGAAACUAUCUGUUGUAUAAAAAACUAAUGAUGAAUGUUCUUGAGCUUCAGCCAUUGCUUUCCCUUCAAUCCAUUGAUGUAAUCUCGGAUUGCCAUCCAUGAAAUUAACCAAAUAGUUUAAUCCA